CUACCCCAUAGACCUAGUCAAAAGUAGUGCACUACUUAGGGAAUAGGGUGCCAAUUGAGACACAGGCUUAGAAAUUAAGGUACUGUCCUGUCUCAUAAUGAAUGUUCUGUACUGUCUCAUAAUGAAUGUUCUGUACUGUCUCAUAAUGAAUGUUCUGUACUGUCUCAUAAUGAAUGUUCUGUACUGUCUCAUAAUGAAUGUUCUGUACUGUCUCAUAAUGAAUGUUCUGUACUGUCUCAUAAUGAAUGUUCUGUACUGUCUCAUAAUGAAUGUUCUGUACUGUCUCAUAAUGAAUGUUCUGUACUGUCUCAUAAUGAAUGUUCUGUACUGUGUCAUAAUGAAUGUUCUGUACUGUCUCAUAAUGAAUGUUCUGUACUGUCUCAUAAUGAAUGUUCUGUACUGUCUCAUAAUGAAUGUUCUGUACUGUCUCAUAAUGAAUGUUCUGUACUGUCUCAUAAUGAAUGUUCUGUACUGUCUCAUAAUGAAGGUUCUGUACUGUCUCAUAAUGAAUGUUCUGUACUGUCUCAUAAUGAAGGUUCUGUACUGUCUCAUAAUGAAUGUUCUGUACUGUCUCAUAAUGAAGGUUCUGUACUGUCUCAUAAUGAAUGUUCUGUACUGUCUCAUAAUGAAUGUUCUGUACUGUCUCAUAAUGAAUGUUCUGUACUGUCUCAUAAUGAAUGUUCUGUACUGUCUCAUAAUGAAUGUUCUGUACUGUCUCAUAAUGAAUGUUCUGUACUGUCUCAUAAUGAAUGUUCUGUACUGUCUCAUAAUGAAUGUUCUGUACUGUCUCAUAAUGAAUGUUCUGUACUGUCUCAUAAUGAAUGUUCUGUACUGUCUCAUAAUGAAUGUUCUGUACUGUCUCAUAAUGAAGGUUCUGUACUGUGUCAUAAUGAAUGUUCUGUACUGUGUCAUAAUGAAUGUUCUGUACUGUCUCAUAAUGAAUGUUCUGUACUGUGUCAUAAUGAAUGUUCUGUACUGUGUCAUAAUGAAUGUUCUGUACUGUCUCAUAAUGAAGGUACUGUACUGUCUCAUAAUGAACUAAUUGACUAGAUAUAGGAGGUCAAUGGCUGCAUCUCAACUCACACCCUAUGCCCUAGGGAACAGGGCGCCAUCUCAAAUCACACCCUAUACCCUAGGGAACGGGGCGCCAUCUCAAAUCACACCCUAUGCCCUAGGGAACAGGGCGCCAUCUCAAAUCACACCCUAUACCCUAGGGAACGGGGCGCCAUCUCAAAUCACACCCUAUGCCCUAGGGAACGGGGCGCCAUUUGAAAUCACACCCUAUACCCUAGGGAACAGGGCGCCAUCUCAAAUCACACCCUAUACCCUAGGGAACGGGGCGCCAUCUCAACUCACACCCUAUGCCCUAGGGAACGGGGCGCCAUCUCAAAUCACACCCUAUACCCUAGGGAACGGGGCGCCAUUUGAAAUCACACCCUAUACCCUAGGG
Messenger RNA from Oncorhynchus keta (chum salmon), 1450 nucleotides. RefSeq lists its product as uncharacterized. The transcript is spliced from 2 exons. Lineage: Eukaryota; Metazoa; Chordata; Actinopteri; Salmoniformes; Salmonidae. Bases 98 to 1042 code for a protein of 314 amino acids. The record is from RefSeq and is a predicted model, not a curated record.